Messenger RNA from Eremothecium cymbalariae DBVPG#7215, 804 nucleotides. It is a transcript of the gene VOA1, whose product is annotated as Voa1p. The transcript has a single exon. The record is from RefSeq and is a predicted model, not a curated record. NCBI's taxonomy places the organism in Eukaryota, Fungi, Ascomycota, Saccharomycetes, Saccharomycetales, Saccharomycetaceae. The coding region runs from base 1 to 804 and encodes 267 amino acids.
AUGUAUUUGGGUUUGUUUUUACAACUGUUGAGUUUGGUUAAUGCUGUUUAUGCAACGAUUUCUUUGGUUUCAGUCGAAUCAGAACGGUAUAGGGAACAUUUUAAAUCCACUGGUGUAUCUGGGUUGUCCCAGUUUUUGAAGCAUGUUUCAGCCGAAGAACCGGUUAUAAUUCUUAAGUUUGAUAAAUUCAAUUUAUAUGGGGAAUUUGCAUCAUCUAGAGGUGGGCAAUAUCCAUUUCUCGAGGACUAUUUAGAUAGUGAUUCACAUUUGGUAUUGAAUAAUGAUGAGGAUAUAUCUCAGCAGGAUUCGUACUCUUCGAUAGAGAUAGCACAACUCCCGGAGCAUGUUACAGAUGGAAUAAAGCUCAAGAUUAAAGAUACAAGUGAUGUUUUGUUGAUGCGGUUCUCCGAAGGGCAAUAUAAUUUGGAUAUGCUCGACAGGUUUUUACUGGAAACUUACCAGCACUUUGGGGAAUUGGUGCCAAAGUUGGGCAGUUUAGUGUUUCAGUUUCCUGAGCAUGAUUCAAAAUCUUCUGAUUUCAGUGUAUCGAAUAUGGCCAAGAAAUCUCCGGAGGAGCAAGAUAGUGGUUCUAUUGGGAUCACUAAGGUACAGGAUGAAGAUACAGAUGCCGACAAAUCGAAAGAUGAGUUGAGCAAGACUUGGACGGAGGGGUUGUUAAGUUGUCUUCUUGUAUCGUUGCUUUUGCUCUUUAUCUUGGUUGUUGCUACCUCCUGGGUUUUGUCUUUGGACAUCUCAUAUGGAGCUUUAGAGAAGUCUACGAACCCAUUAAAAAAGACCAACUAG